This is a messenger RNA of Hemicordylus capensis (graceful crag lizard), 2119 nucleotides long. RefSeq names its product acyl-CoA binding domain containing 4 (gene ACBD4). Lineage: Eukaryota; Metazoa; Chordata; Lepidosauria; Squamata; Cordylidae. Gene Ontology annotation, molecular function: fatty-acyl-CoA binding. Gene Ontology annotation, biological process: fatty acid metabolic process. The record is from RefSeq and is a predicted model, not a curated record. Bases 231 to 1253 code for a protein of 340 amino acids. The transcript is spliced from 11 exons.
AAACGCGGUGGUGGUGGUGGUGGGGGGAAGUACUACCACCCCCUGCUUAAAGUAACAGGGCCCCCCCCCCGUGCUGGACCGGGGGGCCUCAGGAACCUGCACACCCCUAUCCCCGAAGCCUGAACUUGGCAUUCCCCCACAAGCCAGGAAGGAGACAGGCUUGAAGAGUUCUCUGCAACAGACUCUCUGCCCAGACCAUCCAACACAGCUUUGGGAAGAUCCUGCCACUGAUGGGAAUGAAGGCAGAAGAGCCAGAUUACCAGAAGCAGUUUGAAGCAGCCGUCCAUGUCAUUCAAGGCUUGCCCAAGAAUGGCUCCUACCGUCCGUCCUAUGAAGAAAUGCUACGCUUCUACAGCUACUACAAGCAAGCAACGAUGGGUCAAUGCCAGAUCCCCAGGCCAGGAUUCUGGGAUCCCAUUGGCAGGUAUAAAUGGGAUGCGUGGAAUCGCUUGGGGAAGAUGACCAAAGAGGAAGCUAUGAUUGCAUAUAUUGCAGAGAUGAAGAAGGCAGCCCAGAAGGUCAUCGACACUGUACCAAUGGACGAGUCAUCGGUGGACAUGUUUGUAUACUUCGAACCCCUGUACGAGAUGAUUCACGAUAUGCCCAGGCCCCCCGAGUCCUUCUUCAAGAAGAAAUCAGUUCAACUAAACUCCAAGACCCUGUCUCUCCACAAUGGUGCUUUGAACGGACCUGUUGAGAAUCUACCAGCUUCUGGAGAAUACAAGCAAACUGGUCCAAGCCAUGCAGAUGAAGCUGUUAAAGGCAGCCAAAUGGCCAGUGAUUCAGAGAGCGAGGUGUUCUGUGAUAGCCUGGAACAGAUGGAACCUGAUCAGGCUAGCCAGCAAUCAGACAAGCUAAGCUUCCCUUUAACCAACCACAGCGAUCAAACUGGCGAGAAAGGCUUGCGAAUGACCCCAGGUGAGAAGGAUCUCAGUAGCAGCCCUGAAGACAUCCGUAAGAACACAGCAGCUACCUUGAUCCGGCAGGAAGUGGAAUUGCAGAUGGCGAACGCUAUCCAAGCCUUGCAGGAGGACAUGAGGAAAGUAAUGGAGAGACUCCGCCACCUGGAAUCAUUGGCAACAUUGCAGGGUCACACAUCUAUGUGGAAUCCUCUUCAACCAAUCACAUUGUACGAUGCAAAGGAACCACGACGUUGGCCCAUACGGCUGUCUCCUGGCACCACCUUGUUCUUGCUGGCCUGGCCUUUCAUUGUCCAGUGGCUCCUUUGGCGCUUUCAGAGCCGGAAGAGAUGAAUUGAGAAAGAGAAAGAAAUAAACUAUUUGAAAUGACUGAAAAAAAUCUGAAGGUUUAAAACUCUAGACAUUGGAGUCCUACCAACACUGCUGCCUGCCAAGGGACUGUAUACCUUGAUCUUUGCCUAAUCUUAGAAACACAAUUCUGGGACCGGAUGGAAAUCAGAUUUGUUUUGUACCAAAAAGAGGGGAUUGGGAAAAGUGACUGCAAAGUGAAAUUGAGGUGGGAGGGGAGAUUUGUUCAGUCAGCAUUCACAAGGGUGCAGAGGGAAACUGAGGCCUCAAUGGAUAAGGUUUCUUCUGACAAGCCAAUCGGAUUAUGCCUUGAGUUGCAUGUGCAUCAUGCAGCAUAGCUCUUCACUUAGCAAGAUUAGGAACAUAGGAAACUGCCAUAUACUGAGUCAGACCAUUGGUCUAUCUAGCUCAGUAUUGUCUUCACAGACUGGCAGCGGCUUCUCCAAGGUUGCAGGCAGGAAUCUUUCUCAGCCCUAUCCUGGAGAAGCCAGGGAGGGAACUUGGAACCUUCUGCUCUUCCCAGAGAGGCUUCAUCCCCUGAGGGGAAUAUCUUCCAGUGCUCACACAUCAAGUCUCCCAUUCAGAUGCAACCAGGGCAGACCCUGCUUAGCUAUGGGGACAAGCCAUGCUUGUUACCACAAGACCAGCUCGAUUCUGGAGACUGGGGGAGGGAGGGGUGCAAAACUCCCCUUGACUAAUCCAGGAGGCGGCCCUUUUUUGCUUCAGCUCCUCCAGUUGCUAAGGAGGGGGAUGAAUUGAGUUGAAACUGGUUCUCCUGGCUUUGGGGUCUCAGGGCUUCUACAGUGUUUUAGUCACGGGAAAUGGUUUGAUGAUAAAGACACUGCAGUCCU